Molecule: messenger RNA, 381 nt
Organism: Rotaria sordida
Lineage: Eukaryota; Metazoa; Rotifera; Eurotatoria; Philodinida; Philodinidae
Source: the annotation of a GenBank genome assembly
AUGCCACUUAAUGUCAUGAAAACUCGGAUGAUGAAUGCACCAUCUGGCAUAUAUAAUAACUUAAUGGACUAUUUUAAGGAUAUAUUUACAGUUGGCCCAAGUGGAUUUUUUAAAGGAUUUGUACCAACUUUUAUUCGGCUUGGUCCACAUACAAUUUUAAUGAAUUUAUCUUAUGGAAAUGACAAUAAAGAUUAUGAACAUUCAUAUCAAGAAAAAUGGCGUAUAGUUUCACCUCGUAAAAUAUUACCAAUGAUUUUACUUAAUAAAUCAUUAUUAUCAACAAUUGAUUCAGUCAUCAAUAUUGAUUUAUUAAGAACAACUGCAGUUGGUUCAACAAUUUUACAUUUUGGAAUAAAUAAUAGAUUUAAUAUUACACAAUGA